Aspergillus vadensis CBS 113365 is the source of this 1935-nucleotide messenger RNA. It is a transcript of the gene zfpA, whose product is annotated as putative C2H2 finger domain protein. The record is from RefSeq and is a predicted model, not a curated record. Lineage: Eukaryota; Fungi; Ascomycota; Eurotiomycetes; Eurotiales; Aspergillaceae. Bases 1 to 1935 code for a protein of 644 amino acids. Gene Ontology annotation, biological process: regulation of transcription by RNA polymerase II. The transcript has 3 exons. Gene Ontology annotation, molecular function: DNA-binding transcription factor activity, RNA polymerase II-specific; RNA polymerase II cis-regulatory region sequence-specific DNA binding.
AUGCUGGCUUUGGAUUCGUCCAGACAGCAGCAGCAUCCCCCAUACUUCCAAUCCUACCCCAUGGAUCCUAGCACCUUUAUCGAUCCUCUUGCCUUCCAUGUGGACGAUCUAGGUUUCAGCCAGACCCACGACCCAUCCGGUGUACCGCAGUCCUCCAACUACGGUACGCCGCCUGUCUACUCGGAGUCUUACUCGGACUCCAAUAAAGCUGCCGGAUUUCCACCCAUGCCCGCCACUCCCCCGUCCCUGCCUUAUAUUCUGACCACUUCAUUCCUGGACUUUCUACUGCGUCUGGUCCCUCGGUUGCAAGCGCCUCCUCCUCCGCCAUCGGAUCGCCCAAUACGGACAACGAAUGGCUUGGGGCUUCCCGCUGCGGUCAUGAGUGACUUAUUCCCCAAUGAGUAUUUUGGCAACACACUGGACUCAGAGGGUUUCUAUCAACAAAAGUGCCCAGAAAGCUUUGUUGACCCGUCUGUUAUCCAGCCAAUGCUACAGCAACAUCCCAUCCACCCGCCCACCAUCUCAUUCCCGGAACAGCCUGAUUAUGUCGUAUCGCAAAGCGCGUUCCUUCCCCAGUCCCCUGACCCUUCCCACCUCCAUCCUUCGGAGAGCUACGGUGCGAACCAACCGUUCGCACAGCACCCCAAUGUUGUGCCGACCUCUUCCCCUUCCAUGGCUCCUGCCCUUCCCCAGUCAAGACCACCUUCCUCCUAUGACCGGAGGUCUUCAGUUUCGUCGGUUCAGUCCCAGCGCUCUCAUCCGAGCCCGGCUGCCAGUAUCGCAGAGUCCGACGAUGACACCAAAGAAAAGGGCCGAUGCCCUUUCCCGGAGUGCAGACGUGUCUUCAAGGACCUCAAGGCUCAUAUUCUGACACACCAGUCAGAGAGGCCCGAAAAAUGCCCCAUUGUCACCUGCGAAUACCAUAUCAAGGGGUUCGCACGCAAGUAUGACAAGAACCGUCAUACUCUUACUCACUACAAAGGAACGAUGGUUUGCGGUUUCUGCCCGGGGUCUGGGUCACCCGCGGAAAAGAGCUUUAACAGGGCGGACGUCUUCAAGCGCCACUUGACAUCUGUGCAUGGUGUCGAACAGACACCACCCAACUGCCGGAAGAGGAGCCCAGCUGCAGCGGCAAGCAAGGGAGCAUCUAACUACAGCCCCGAUGCGACCGGCAAGUGCUCAACUUGUUCCGUUACGUUCAGCAACGCCCAGGACUUCUACGAGCAUCUGGACGACUGUGUGCUUCGGGUUGUCCAACAGGAAGAGCCCAGCGAAGCCAUCAACCAGAAGCUGCUUUCCGAAGUCGAUGCGGAUGAGGAGGUGCAAAAGACGAUGGAGAAACACAACUUGAACGACACGGCUGGCACCGUCGACAUAUACAAUGACGAAUAUGAUGAUGACGAUGAUGACGCUUACGAAUAUUCGAACCUGCGCUCGGGCAAAGGCUCCCUGAAGAGCACCAAGGGAUCAGGGGCGGUGGCCCGUCCUAUCUUGGGCGUCAACAACGCUGUCACGAAGGGUUCGUCCAAUGCCAAUGCUAAGAUGCGUGCAACUACAUCCAAGCGACGAAACAACCGCGAUCGUUACCCCCAGUCCUGGGGUUGCCCUAGCAGCAGCAUCAAAACGAAGAAGCGUGUCCUCUGUGUCUUUGAUGGACAGCGCCGUCUGUGGAAGGACGAGAUGAUGCUCGACAAUGAGUUCGAAGUCCGCGUCAAGCUUCCGGGUGGUGCAGGGGAUGGCACUAACCGCGAGGCUUACGUGACUGACUUGGAUGUCGAGACACUGAAGCGUGCGGAGGGUGUUCUCAGUGCCAAUGACGAAGAACGCGGCCCUUGGGUCGACAAUCAGUCCACCCAGCUCAUUGGACAACCGGCUGUUUUGCUGCCUGAUACGUACCGGCCGCAUGACGCUGAGCCCAUGGAUAUGACCUACUAA